GUGAGGAGAAUUUACUGGCAAUACUGAAAAGGCGAUGGUGGAAGUACAUGAUUCUGGGAUUGAUAGACAUCGAGGCUAACUACCUGGUUAUCAAAGCCUACCAAUACACCACACUAACCAGCGUACAGGUGAGUCUGUUUUCAUUUAUCACGUGACCCAUAGGUGUGCGUGUAUGUGCGCAGGGGUGCAUGGGUGCAUGUGUAGGUACAAGCCUGUCCCUAGACGUUCCCUUGACUGGCCACUGAACAGGCAUAAGACAGUAAUACAGCAGUGACCUUUGUUGAGUCUACAUAAUAAGAUGGCUAAUUAAAGGUACACUGGCUGACUCUCAUCCCAUGUGUCAGUUCAUCUUCAUUCAAAUGUGCUUAGUGCCAAAGGAGCCUUACUCAGAUCCACUCAGAUCCUCUCCAUUUCCUCUAGUCUCACCUGAAUCUGGCAUUUUCCUCCACUCCUCCAGAGCCCAGGUAGGACUCAGGAUCAAUUCCAGGGGCCCCGUGGCUGCAGAGAUUUGGGGAAACAGAUGGUGUGGAGUGUGUCGGUAUCCCCUCUCUAGUAAUAAAUCAGGCCCCUAAACUCUCUCCUCUCAGUGUAGUCAGUUAGGGCUGAACAGGAACAGACGGUACCAUUAACACUCCACUAGCUAAUCAGGACACUUCUAGUUCCUCCAACAUACAGGCCUCUCACACUCAGAGAGAAUUAGAGAGGAGAAAUUAGAUCAGUGCCAACUGCAAAGUUGUGAUAAACAAAGUUGUGAUAAUGGGUAUAGAUAGCACUUGUGGUGUACAUGCUGUACUGCAACCAUAUUAGUUGAGUAGUUUCACAGUAGUCUAUACAGCUUGUUGCAGUGUCAUUUUCAUUCGUCAAGUGUAUGAUAGCCUGAGAAUAUGAGGUAUCAACAACAAUCGGAAGAAAUAUAUCAAUUCCCUCUUCAGAUCAUAAUGGAGAUUUGUCGUUUUCCAUUUGCAAGUAGGGAGGGAACCAUGUAAAUGUGCCUACUGUCGGCUCGUGGGCCUCUGCCUCUACUCAGCCAGACAGAAAACAGAUGGAGUGUCAGGGUAUAUAUCCGUCAGAUAACGCUCAGCUCACAUCAUCCCCCGGCCGCCACUCGAGACUGUUCCGCCUCACCGUUAUUUCAGGAAGUGGAAUCGAUGACCGGCACGGCACCGCUGUCUCACGGCAGAGAGAGAUAAUCCAUGGCCUGGGCCUGAGUCCUGCUCUGGGCUGAAGCAGGGGGAGUGGGAGUGUCAGGGCCAGUGGGGUGGAGGGCUGACUGUUCUGUUGAAAUAAAGUAGGGGAAGUGUAAAAGGUACCAGAAUCCCCUCAUUCCCCUGUGGUCUGGCCCUGUGACAGACAGACAGACAGACCCCAUUCCCCUGUGGUCUGGCCCUGUGACUGACAGACAGACCUCAUUCCCCUGUGGUCUGGCCCUGUGACUGACAGACAGACCUCGUUCCCCUGUGGUCUGGCCCUGUGACUGACAGACAGACAGACCUCAUUCCCCUGUCGUCUGGCCCUGUGACAGACAGACAGACCUCAUUCCCAUUCCCCUGUGGUCUGGCCCUGUGACAGACAGACAGACAUACCUCAUUCCCCUGUGGUCUGGCCCUGUGACAGACAGACAUACCUCAUUCCCCUGUGGUCUGGCCCUGUGACAGAAAUACAGACAGACCUCAUUCCCCUGUGGUCUGGCCCUGUGACAGACAGACAGACCUCAUUCCCCUGUGGUCUGGCCCUGUGACAGACAGACAGACAGACAGACAGACAGACAGACAGACAGACAGACAGACACACACACAGGCAGACAGACAGGCUGGAUGACGCAGUGACGAGUUGAUCAGUACCUCCAUGCCCUGCUGACCCAGAGUCAGCCCAACGCACUGAUGUGACAAGCACACAAGUGGCCUGCAGCUACUGUUUACACAGCGAUGGAUCUAUCUACAUGGUGUGACUGUCACUGAGUGACUAGGUCGGGCGGUGACGAGAGUGAUAGGGUGACUCUCUUCAACAUUGCUGAGACAGAGAUAUUUGAGAGUAGCAUUGUACAGCAGCAGCUCUCUCUCCAAAGUAAACCCAGCCUGAGCAUAUGGCGAGGUGAUUAAACAUUCAGAGGAAGGGGUGCUCAUUGAAUCACAGUAAAUAUUGACUCAGUAAACAGCUAUAACUCAAACUGGGACUCCUCAGUAAUUUCUGAAAAUAAAUUGAUAUUUCUCGAGGUCUGCUGUGCAAGUUUGUAUGAUAUUUAGAGAGCAGCUCAGGUCAAGUGAACUCAAAUGAAGUAAGUUUGGUUGUUAGUUGGAGACUUGAUCAAUGGACUCUCUCACUCUAAGGCCAAGUCAUAUUCUCCUCUUGUUCCUCUGUGCAGGGGAUGUUGCUAUUUAGUUGAAUUGGCUUUCACUGACUGAUUCCUUUGGGAGGGUGGAGGAGAGAAAUAGGCUACCAAUUCUCAACAGUUUUAUGUAAACUAUAACGAGGUUAGACAAUGCCUCAUCAAUAUUAAUAUGCAGGCAUGAAGAGAACUGGGCAUAAGAUUUGUUUUACAUUUUAGUCAUUUUAGCAGACGCUCUUAUCCAGUUAGUGAGCGCAUACAUUUAUUUUUUAUUUUUCAUACUGGCCCCCCAUGGGAAUCGAACCCACAACCCUGGCGUUGCAAGCGCCAUGCUCUACCAACUGAGCUACACAGGGCUCAAUUGGUGCUAUAAAAUACUUUCCAAUUAAGGGGAAAUUAUUAGUUGUUAUGAAUGGUCAUGGUGUCUGGCUGGGCACAUCCGGGGAAAGCUCCUCUUCAUCAACUCGUUACAACAGGCAGCUACAGAUGUAGGAUCUUUAUUUGAGCCAGUUUGCUACAGCAGGAAAAGAAUCCUGCAGCAACAGGAAAUGUGAAUUAUUAUGUGGGCAAAUCAAGUAUGACAUUUCCAAGUGGAAAUUAAAAAGCCUUUUUAAACCUCAAAUACACUACGUUUGCAUUUCCUGCUAGCCAAAAGAGUGAUCAAAUUAAGAUCCUACAUCUGAAUGGACAUUAUCUCAAUUGCUACAUUUUACAUUUUAGUCAUUUAGCAAAGUUGUGAUAAUGGGUAUAGAUAGCACUUGUGGGUGUGCUACUCACAGUCCUCCAUUUCAAGAUAUGCAGGUAGCCAGCCGCGAUCCUGGGGACAAACCACUGUAAAACGAAGGAAUUAGUUGAAGAUUUAUUCGGCAGAGUUAAGCAGAGUCUUAUUAGGACUGAAUAAAUCGAAUAAUUCUUUCUCCUCACUUGGCUAAACCUCAUAGGACCUGUGAUAAUUGUAUUGGUUUCAUUAGUUUGCUGGUAUGUCAGGUCUAUUAUUUUGCCAGUAAUUCACUGUAAAUGUUGUCAUCUUAAUGCCAGAGCUGUUCCCCAGAUAGCACUGAGAGAACAGGUGAGAGUGAACACAGAACUCAACCUCAAUCACUCACUCACUUUCAGGGUUAUCGUUACUCCACACUGUUUAUUUAUUUAUCUUGCUCCACUUCCCUCUUUCUCUCUCUCUUAUAAUAUAAUAAUAAUAUGCCAUUUAGCAGACGCUUUUAUCCAAAGCGACUUACAGUCAUGCGUGCAUAAGUUUUUUUUUUUUUUUGUGUAUGGGUGGUCCCGGGGAUCGAACCCACUACCUUGGCGUUACAAGCGCCGUGCUCUACCAGCUGAGCUACAGAGGACCACCUCUUGCUCUCUCUCUCUCUCUUGCUCCUUUUCCUCUCUUCCUUCUCCCCUCUCUUUCAUUAUUUUUCUCUCUCCUUCUCUCUGUGAUUUUCCCUCUCGUUCCCUCCCUCCUCUUUCUCUCUCUCCACUCUCUCUCGCUCAAGGGCACGCUACACUACAGUAACAGACAGGUUUAUAUAACCAAGCGGUGAAAAAGCCUUCCAUUAGGCAGAAACACACUGGCCUGAUGAGAGAGGAGAGAGUGAGACAUACUGGGCUGUCGUUUACACAUCGAUAAAACCACACAUUAUUAUGCCAGGGUUGUCUUAGGUGUCAGAACAUUCAUUGCAUACAUCGAUGUUGUGAGCUGCCAGGAGAGCCACUGUGAGCAGUAAUGGGGGGCCAUUUUGCUGUCCUGCAGUUAGCCCCUCAUUCUCCUGUGCACUACCUUUCCCAGAGGGUGAGCCCAUAGUGCUACCACUAAGUGCCAGAGAGGCUUCCCGGAAUGGAGGCCUGAUGGUCCCCUAGGCGAUCAUAAACCUUCCUCUCCUCCCUCCCGCAUGGCCCCUUCUCCUCCCUGACACGCCACCCUCCAUCACCCCUAAUUCGCCAUUUUCAUUCUCUCUCAUCACCAUUAGUGUUGGACUGUCCUCUGACCUCGUCCUCUAUAGUACCGUGUGUCCCCGCUGUCCUAUGUGUCACCCCAGGACUGUGGUGGGUGCUGUGAUACCAUCUCUGGUAUCUAGGUGUGUCUUUUGUCUAUGUGGUGUACAGUAUCUUAGAACUCCAUUUCAACUAUUUUCUCUGUGUGUCUCUAUGAACUAGAGUUCAGUGUGUCCGUUCUAACCCUGUAUCUCUCCGCUCUGUCUGUCAGCUCUUAGACUGUUUCACCAUCCCUGUGGUGCUGCUGCUGUCCUGGUUCUUCCUGCUGGUGAGGUACAAGGCCGUGCACUUUGUGGGCGUCGGGGUGUGUCUGCUGGGCAUUGGCUUAAUGGUGGGGACAGACGUCCUGGUGGGAAGACAACAGGGCCUAGGUAACACACACACACAUACACACACAAACACACACACACACACACAGAAUACCCUUACUUCCCCAUGGGUCAUUAACACAGUGUUAUUGAAUUAUCUGAAUUCCUACAUUAAUUGAGCUUUUACAAAGACUCAAAUGUGUACAGCUCUGACUCAUUGAAGAGCUUUAGCUUUAAACAUAUUUUGAUUGCUAUUGUGGAGUCUGCUGUGUCCUUCACACAAACACCCUCAUCUCCUCCAACACACAGACAGUGUUCUCACUGUGCAGUUCACCAUCACGGUCUCAUUGUGUUCACACCUCACAGUACCUUCAGUAAUAACCGAGUCAGAUCCCCGGUGUUAGUCCCUGGUGUGGUUUGCCUUACACAUCCAUGGACAGCCUCCCCCUCUCACUAUUGCAUUAAGUACCCCUUGAUUUCCCCAGCUCAACAAGAUUUAGAUAGAUAUAUUGCAUUUUGGUUCGAUAUGAAUAAUAAAUGUUACGAUCCAAAUCAUAUUACGUGUUCUGGAUCCGAAGAGUUUAGAGUUUCGUUGAAAACACACGGCUGUAGUUGUGUUUCUGUCUCAUGAUUGACAGAAUAGUUACAUUAUAGUGAGAUUAUUUUAAAAUCUUCAAGCAUGUGCUAAGCAUCUGUAAGAUCUUUGUUUGAUUGGGUACAGUUUAUACAUACCUUACUGAAACCCAUUGCAGCAUACAGUAUGCACUAAGCAUGUAGGAAUAAAGGAACAAUGCAAUUGUUUGGUGUCAGGUUCCAAUCAAUAAUGCCUAUUUGUCUUACCAGCUACACAAUAAUGUUGCUUAAAAUGGUGAAAAUAGUUAUUUUAAACACAGUAAAGUGAACAGUAAGAAGAUUAAUUAAUCAAUGAAACUCUUUCUUCUGUUAAAAUGUAAAAAUCCUAAAUUUACUCAAUAUAUUAACUCAAGCCCAGUUGCUUUCUGUACCUCUUAAACACCAAAUGUCUUUCACUGCCUCAUUGUCAUAUAUAUUUUUUCUCAUAGGAUAGCCACUUAGUCUGAUAUUACUGGUGAGGGUUUCAUAGGAUAAUCUAUUUGUCAUGGAUAACUAAUGGCUCUUUCAUACAGUAAGUCGCUCUGGAUAAGAGCGUCUGCUAAAUGACGUAAAUUUAAAUGUAAAUGUAUGACAGGAUAUUGGAACAUUGUGCUCUUCUAAUCCCCCCCCCCCUCUCUCUCUCUCUCUCUCUCUCUCUCUCUCUCUCUCUCUCUCUCUCUCUCUCUCUCUCUCUCUCUCUCUCUCUCUCUCUCUCUCUCUCUCUCUCUCUCUCUCUCUCUCUCUCUCUCUCUCUCUCUCUCUCUCACUCUCUAUAGGGGACCAUAAGCUCCUGGGGGACCUGCUGGUGCUGGGAGGGGCCACGCUGUACGGCAUCUCUAAUGUGUGUGAGGAGUUCAUCGUUAAGAACAUGAGUAGGGUGGAGUUCCUGGGUAUGAUGGGACUGUUUGGCUCCUUCUUCAGCGGCAUUCAACUGUGAGUGUUUGUGUGUGUGUCAGACCUGGGUUAAAAUUUAUAUUGGAAAUGAUUUCAAAUACUUAAGCUGUGCUUCAUUGAGCUUGUCUGGCUAAAUAGAACCAAUAGAAUAGUCCCAUAAUGGCACACCCAGCCAAUCAGGCACUCCAGGCAGGCUAAAGCAAAUAAUAUUUGAACUCAGGUCUGGUGUGUCCAGCCUCAUCUAUACUAUACUGAAGACAGUAUCCCUUUCUACCAACACCACAAGAGCAGCCAGUUGGAACUGAGAACUGUGAUGCUACAUUAUGUUUGCUCCAACACACUAACAUAUACAGCACAUUAGCCAGCUGGAAACCUAAAGUGAACCUCGUUUAUACGUUAUGUGGCAUUUGCCAGCUGAUACAGCCAUUGGUGCCAGCUAAUUACAGUAUAUCUCAAAAGACAUGCCCCAUAUUUAACAUUUACACCCACCAGCAUGCUCUAUAGUAUUCAGCCUUUCUCUCUCCAGAUCAGAUGAUGGCUUCGCUAGCAGCCCCAUGCAGUCAUAUUAUCUACUUUUCUUUCUACAGCGCUUCUAGUGCCAUUAAGAAGGACAUUGGCAAAUUACAGUUGGCCCAGAACAGAGCAGCAUGGCUAGCCCUUAAAUGUACAUGGAAGGCUAAUAUCAGUAACAUGCAUGUCAAUCUCUCCUGGCUCAAACUAGAGGAGAGAUUGACUGCAUCACUACUUGUCUUUGUGAGAGGUAUUGACAUGUUGAAAGCACAAAACUGUCUGUUCAAACAGCUAACACUCAGCUCAGACACCCAUACAUACCCCACAAGACAUGCCACCAGGGGUCUCUUCACAGUCCCUAAGUCCAAAACAGACUCUGGGAAACGCACAGUACUACAUAGGGCCAUGACUACAUGGAACUCUCUUCCAAACCAAGUAACUCAAGCGAGCUGUAAAAUCAGAUAAAAAACAAACAGAUAAAACAUACAUACACUCUAAUACACAAACUCUACCCAGACAACAUAAUAAAUACUGUACUGAAGAAAAAUAUAAACGCAACGUGAAGUAUUGGUCCUAUGUUUCAUGAACUGAAAUAAAAGAUCCCAGAAAUGUUCUGUACGCGCAAAAAGCUUAUUUCUCUCAAAUUUUGUGCACAAAUGUGUUUGCAUCCCUGUUAGUGAGCAUUUCUCCUUUGCCAAGAUUGAAGCCAUUGAAGAGGAGUGGGACAACGUUCCACAGGCCACAAGCCUGAUUAACUCCAUGCGAAGGAGAUGUCGCGCUGCAAUGGUGGUCACACCAGAUACUCACCUGUUUUCUGAUCCACGCCCUUACCUUUCUUUAAAGGUGUCUGUGACCAACAGAUGCAUAUCUGUAUUCCCAGUCAUGUGAAAUUCAUAGAUUAGGGCCUAAUGAAUUUAUUUCAAUUGACUGAUUUCCUAAUAUAAACUGUAACUCAAUAAAAUCUUUGAAAUUGUUGCAUGUUGCGUUUAUAUUUUUGUUCAGUUUGACUACUUUUUAAUGAGCUCAUUCUGAGGCUUAAAGAGGAAUGAUAAAAUACCCUAGUUAUGAGACAUCGCCUGUCUUCCCUCCACGUAUUUAUCCACUUGUUAUGUAUGAAAUUAUCCCGACCGGGGAAGACAGUGGGAGCGUGGGGACCUGUCUCUGUUUCUGUCUCUCGCUGAUGUUAAUUUUAAACACGGGAGCACCAGACGAGACCGUAACCUUGGUAACACGUCAGCACCGCCUUGUCAAUGAUGCUUUUCACAGAGAUGUCACAAAGUGAGACCUGGGUGGAUUGUUUUCCAUUCCUCUUGUCUGGAACGGAGGGGGGGUGAUGGAGGGAAAAUGGUCUACCAUGUUGUUUCUAUUGUUAGUGCCCCUCUGGAGUCAGAGGAUUCCAUCAAUAGAAUUCCCAGGAUCUAUUCUGUAGGGUCAGAGAGUUAAACCCCCCCUCGCUCUGCUUGGAUUGAUUUGUCACUGACUCAUCAGAACCACAGGUGCUCAGCUGUCAAAACCGAGCUUUUCUGUCAAGAGACUUGCUUAUGAUCCUCCUGUCUUACUUUCCUCCCUCCAACAGUCACUCUGUUGUAUUCCCUAUCUCACAAAGCUCACCUCUGGCUGACGGGAAUAGUUUUUUUCUUUCUGUUCCAGGGCCAUCAUGGAACACAAGGAGUUGUUAAGGGUGCCCUGGGACUGGCAGAUAGGUAAGCUACUGUUACUGGGAUUUACAUGCUGCUCUCUCUCACACCGUUGGUUAGCAGCCCGUGUUUGUGUGUGUGUGUGUGUGUGGGGGGGGGGGGGGGGGGGGAUCGGCAGGAAGGCAGCGGGUGAUACAGGGAUGAUUAAACAAUGGCAGAGUGGGAAUUGAUUGCCCUGUCUAGCAGAGAUGCCCUCCCACACCUCCUCCUCCCCUCCCCUGCUGUGUCAGAUCCUGCUCACACAAUCAGUUAGGCUGUAAGGGGUGUCACUGGAAGAUCACUCUGCAAAUGAAGUAGGGGGGGCGAGGAGAUGGGGCCCUGAGCUAAGAUGGAUGGGCCGUCGCUGUAUAGUCAAAAUGUACAUGCCGGCUAAGGGAUGGUGUCAACUUUUACGAACAUUUUGUUGUGCCGCAUGAAUUACAGGUAGGAGAUGAAGGUGUCCUCUAACUGAUAUAUGGAUGCACUUUAUUUGCUUAAAACAAGGACGGUUCACUUAAUAUUUCAUUUGCAACAAACAAGCCAGAGAGGGUGCUACAUUACAGUAUGUAGUAGCCCAUUAAGGUGACUGAUUUUCAAUUAACUGGUCACUGAAUAUUUCAAAAACGAUCAAGACAGCAUGAUAUAUAGUAGCCCAUGAAGAUGCCCGAUUUUCAUUUACACUGAUACAGGAGCCCAAUUUGUGACGUGCAAUUCGCCGCUCUCCAAAGCCAAAGCAAGUGACUAGGUCCUUAAUCCACUUGGAUUUACCCACUUUCUUUUGAUUGAGCAAGCGAGGACGUGUGGUGCCAAUAGUGGGGUUUGGGUAGCGUCCCAGGAGAUUCUGGCUUGUCACAGGCAUUAGCCAGUCUGCGGUGGCUUGAGGGGCACGCCAUUAUCUGUCACUGCCAUGGCGAGCAACACAGCGGGCGCCAGAAGGAGGGAUCUCCUCAGCCAAGAUUGCUUUGCCCUAGAAAAAUAAUGAGGACUUGGUCAUGUAAAAUGUAGGAUUGUGAGCGUCCUCCAAAGACUUAGUGGGAUCAAUUGUUGUUUCUUCCAUCCUCAAGUUUACCACAGUUGUGUGUUUUUUUCUACUCUUAAUAACCAGUUAUUGAUCAUAGGAAAGCCAAAAACAAAGGCAGAAAAUAGUUCAAAGAUGCUCUUCGGGUGGUAGUCAUUAACUCUCAUACAAAUAUACAGUAGUUCAUCCUUCCUAAUAACAGGGAUUUGAAUAUUCAUGGCAUUCAGAUGUGUUUCUAAAAGCAGAGUCUCAUACUACUACACCAUUAAAACUUAGCCCAGAGAUACACUUCAACUUAGUUAAGGAAAGCAGGUGCCGGCCAUAUUGCUCUCUGGUAUGCUGCCAGACAAAGUAAACAAGGCAUUUGAAUAACUCAUGAGGCCUUCUGUUCAGCUAUUCCACCAACUACCAACAGCGCCUGGAGAAAACCAUGUGAGCCUGUGAGGAAGUCAAGUCAAAUCAAACUUACAGGGUUAGGAAGUCUCUGUGCUUGGCCUUACAGAAAAUGGCAUAUAUCUUUUUGAGUGGAUCGGAAUAAAAAUAAUGCUGAAUACAGUGAGAAUUCCUGGUCUUCAAUGGAGACCUUUGUUUUGGUAAAAAUAGUCUUAUCCUGUUACAUGCAGUAGCUUGGGACGGUCAUGAAUUCAUGCACUAAACCAGAGCAUGCAGAUUAGGACUAGUAAUCUUCACAGCAUUUAAACAGUGUUUAAAUGUAUCCAAUGCCCACCUGAUCAGUAGUCAGCUGUCCUUCAGUACUUUCUCUCUACAGAUAAACAAGUGGAUAUUUUUGUUGUCUCUCCUGAGGACAAAUCUCCUGAUAUGUAAUGACUCUAUGACAAUGAAAAGCGAUUGAAUAGGAUCCUGAUUUAUUUUAGUGGAAUGAGGUAGUUGGAAAUGACAUUUGCAGCAAAGGCCUGAGAGCAGAAUCUGACAGAUAAAUGCUAUUUACGUUUAGUUUUGAGACAAAUUACCGUUGCCUGUCUGUGUUGUCAUUUCAUCUGAGGCAGUAAAAGUUGUCUUUCAAAAAGCCGAUCCUGAAACUAGAUGAGAAUGUAAUUAUAUUUCAACACUAAAUCCUAUUACCGUGUUUCUGCAGGACAAAAGAUUAUCAGAAUGUCCUUCGUCCGCUAUAUGACCACCUUCUCUCUGAUAUGUCGGUCAUUGUGUCGACAUCUUCUGUCUCAGAUGCCCACUUCUUCCUUAAUGUCUGUCGUUUCACUGUUAUUGACCUUCACAGUGACCUGACAUAUAUAUUUAACGGUAUUCUCCUUCCCCUUUAAAAAAGUAUAUAUGUUUUUGGUGAAAGAUUGGUAAAUGAGGAAAUGCUGACAUGACUAAAUUCCCAUUUAUAUCAGUUUGUAAUCUUGGUUAAAACAGCAGUAAAAUCUUGCGUAAUUUGGUCAGCUGCGUGAUUAACUUCUGUGUCUAUACGUGUUAGGAAAUGAGAGUUCCGGCAAAAACAAAGUCUCCACCCUCGCAAAAGGAAACUCUUAGCCAAACCCCCCAAAACUGAACAAAUGCUGCUCGUUACCGCGCGCAGCCCAUUCAAUCCCGACAGAUUCUUCGGUCUACAAGCAGAAUCUGCCCACGAGAGAUUAAUCCGUUUGGUAUGCAGGAAGAAUGUCACAGGAUCCAACAAAAUGUUAGAUAAUUGGACAAAUCACUGCACGGGUAAUAUGGAAAUGGGGAAGAUGAAUGGGGACGAUGAGCCCCUCUCUACUCUGUCAUAAAGGUCCUUCUGUCCUUGCAUGAUCACAAGGAGAAAACACUUCUAUGCAACCCUUGAUAGACAGACAGGUGAAUGAUAUCUAGCUGGCUAGUUGGUAUUCUAGAGAGCACUGUGCAGUUAAUUAUUAUAGUCCAGUCUCUGUCCCUGCGGCUCUGUCACUCAUCAUGUUCUGUGUGUCUGUGUGUGUGUGGCCUUCCCCAGGGUUGCUCUACAUCGGCUUCAGUGCCUGCAUGUUUGGCCUGUACAGCUUCAUGCCCGUGGUUAUCAAAAGGAGCAGCGCCGCGUCGGUCAACCUCUCUCUGCUGACCGCUGACCUCUAUAGUCUGUUCUGUGGCCUCUUACUGUUCCAGUACAAGGUGAGUGCUACACACACGCGCACACACACACCUUUUCCACAAGCCUCCAGCAUCCAUUCUCCUGUGCAGAUAAUCAUCUCUUACUGCUGCAGCUCUGAUAAAAUGAGAUUUAGGUGAAGCAGAGUUUACUGUGAGAGAAUGUUAAGUAAGCCUUCUCUCUUUUAAUUGUGUAGUAGAACAAAUAGAAAUGAUUUGCCCUCAAAGUAUUUCAUCUAUCAUAAUUAUUCAGAUUGUAAGGGAUUGUGCAUCGCUAUUAUCUUAGACAAUCCUAUUCCACAUAUUGCCUUCGGUUUUUCGCCAAUCGUUUGGACAUUUUCUUGGUUUGCUUUUUCUCUCCGUGCUGUGAGCUAGUGAUCGAUCACAGCUUUCACGCUGCACUGAAAGGCUAUUCAGUUCAUCAGAGAGGACCAGCGUGUAUUUCUGCAGAGCAUCGAUGUCAUUUGGGAAGAUGAAAAGGAGGACGAUGAGAGUCAG
Coregonus sp. 'balchen' is the source of this 11895-nucleotide messenger RNA. NCBI's taxonomy places the organism in Eukaryota, Metazoa, Chordata, Actinopteri, Salmoniformes, Salmonidae. The record is from the annotation of a GenBank genome assembly.